AUGGAAAAAAUCGCGAAGGAAAAUAUUACUCCAGAUCAACGGAGGGAAUUGGUAGAUUUCAUCAAACUUCAUCCUCAACUUAAUUCGGGAAAAUUCACCAACGAAUUCACUUUCAAGAAAGCCCAAGAAUUAUGGCAGAGUUUGGAGAAUAAUAUGAAUGCAUUUCCAGCAGGUGCCCAUAAGGAGUGGAAGAAAUGGCGUAAAACUUGGCAUGAUAUCAAAACAAGAACAAAAUCCAAAAGUAGCAUGAUCAAACAACAUCGCAAAAGAACAGGUGGAGGACCACCAACAGCUAUAAAUAUUACUACACAAGAAGAAGAAGUUCUUGGAAUAAUGGGUGAAGUAAUAGUUGAUGGUCAUCCUGGGAUAUCAGAAUCUCUGGUUGAAUUUGAUGUAUUGACCAUGCUACCUGAUCAAACUAGCAUAGACCAUGAUCAUGCCUUUGGAGUGUCCCAAAGAGAGGAUAGUGAAAUUCAUGUUGAAGAAAAUCCAAAUUAUGCUGACGAAAAUGAUCCUCCUCUGGAAGUACCACCAGUUUCUAAACAGCAAAGUAGUUUUGCAGUAAUUGUCUAA
Messenger RNA from Phaedon cochleariae (mustard beetle), 573 nucleotides. The record is from the annotation of a GenBank genome assembly. Lineage: Eukaryota; Metazoa; Arthropoda; Insecta; Coleoptera; Chrysomelidae.